CACUCGGCCACGCGCGCGCCGGCCGGCCCCACUGGCGCAGCGCGGUUGUGCGCGGGUCGCAUUGUCUGCCGCGCCGUCCCGCCCGCUGGCCUCGUCCCGCGCCGCCGCUGCCCGCGCGCCCGGGGCCCCUCACCGAGCACCGCUCGCGGGAUUCCGACGCGGGAAGGGGGCGCGCCCGGGCGGCGCAGCGGGCCUCGGACGCCCCCGGCCCCGCACGGAGCAGCCGCGGCAGCAGCAGAGUCUCUCCAGGGGGAGGGUCCCCAUCCUACCUCGUCAUGUCCCGCCGAAGCCAGCGCCUCACGCGCUACUCCCAGGCUGACGACGACAGCGGAAGCAGCAGCGGAGGGAGCUCGGUGAUGGGGAGCCAGAGCACCCUGUUGAAAGACAGUCCUCUCAGGCCAGGCUGUCGUCCUCAUGUUCGGGGGACAGGCCGCGGGGAGAGGCAGCUUCAAGAACAAGCCAGGCCAGAACCCCCCAGAGUGCAAGUGGGGUUCACAGGAGCCCCUUCUGCUGUGGAUAGGACCUUGAAGAGGAAGUCCAGCAACAUGAAGCGCCUCUCCCCUGCGCCCCAGCUGGGCCCCUCCUCCGACGCACACACCUCCUACUACAGCGAGUCGGUGGUCAGGGAGUCCUACUUUGGCAGCCCCCGGGCCUCCUCCCUGGCCAGGAGCUCCAUCCUCGACGACCACCUGCAUAGUGACUCCUACUGGAGUGAGGACUUGCGGGUGAGGAGGAGGAGGGGCACAGGCGGCACGGAGAGCAGCAAACUCAACGGGCUUGCUGAGAACAAGAGCUCCGAGGACUUCCUGGGCUCUUCCUCGGGCUACUCUUCUGAGGAUGACUUCGCAGGAUACUCGGAGACUGACCACCGUGAUUCAGGUUCACGGUUAAGGAACGCCAUCUCCUGGGCAGCCUCCUGUUUCUGGACGCUUGUCACUUCUCCAGGCCGGCUCUUUGGCCUCCUCUACUGGUGGGUUGGCACCACCUGGUAUCGCCUGACGACAGCUGCCUCUCUUCUCGAUGUCUUCGUUUUAACCAGGCGCUUCUCGUCUGUGAAGACAUUCCUAUGGUUCCUCUUGCUGCUGCUGCUCAUGACCGGCCUGACCUAUGGUGCUUGGUAUUUCUACCCGUAUGGGCUGCAGACAUUCCACCCUGCUGUGGUUUCCUGGUGGGCAGCGAAGAGCAGUGGCAGACAGCAGGAUGUGUGCGAGUCCAGAGACUCCUCCCACUUCCAGGCUGAGCAGCGCAUCUUGUCCCGGGUCCACUCUCUGGAGCGGCGUCUGGAAGCUCUCACUGCUGAAUUUUCCUCCAACUGGCAGAAGGAGGCUAUGCGGCUGGAGCGGCUGGAGCUGCGGCAGGGAGCCGCUGGUGGGGGAGGCCACAUGGGCCUGAGCCAGGACGACACCCUGGCGCUUCUGGAGGGGCUAGUGAGCCGCCGUGAGGCUGCCCUGAAGGAGGACUUCCGCAGGGACACCACCGCUCGGAUCCAGGAAGAACUGGCCACCCUGAGAGCAGAACAUCAACAAGACUCUGAAGACCUCUUUAAGAAAAUUGUCCAGGCUUCCCAGGAGUCUGAGGCUCAACUCCAGCAGCUGAAGUCUGAGUGGCAAAGGAUGACCCAAGAGGCCUUCCGAGAGAACUCCAUGAAGGAGCUGGGGCGGCUGGAGGGCCAGCUGGCAGCCCUGAGCCUGAAGCAGAGCUCUGUGGCAGACCAAGUGGGCCUCCUGCCCCAGCAGCUGCAGGCCGUGAGGGAUGACGUGGAGUCUCAAUUCCCCGCCUGGGUCAGUCAGUUCCUUCUCCGAGGUGGAGGAACCCGCACGGGGCUCCUUCAGCGAGAGGAGAUGCAAGCUCAGCUGCAGGAGCUGGAGAGCAAGAUCCUUGCCCACGUGGCCGAGAUGCAGGGCAAGUCAGCGAGGGAGGCCGCGGCCAGCCUGGGGCUGACGCUGCAGAAGGAAGGCGUGAUCGGGGUGACAGAGGAGCAGGUGCAGCGCAUUGUAAACCAGGCCCUGAAGCGCUACAGUGAGGACCGCAUCGGGAUGGUGGACUACGCUCUGGAAUCAGGAGGUGUGUGUGCACUCUCCCCCCUUCGCAGAGCCUUUGUCCUGCUGCUGGCUGGCCCUCUGGCAUCGGCCGGGGCAGCCAUGUUGCUAGGCGAGUGGAGCUUGAGAUCAGCACACGUCACUCACAACGAAGGGGCUAGUGUUAUCAGCACCCGGUGUUCCGAGACCUAUGAGACCAAGACGGCCCUCCUCAGCCUCUUCGGCAUCCCCCUGUGGUACCACUCGCAGUCACCCCGAGUCAUUCUCCAGCCAGACGUGCACCCAGGCAACUGCUGGGCCUUCCAGGGGCCCCAGGGCUUUGCCGUGGUUCGCCUCUCUGCCCGCAUCCGCCCCACUGCUGUCACCUUAGAGCAUGUCCCCAAGUCCUUGUCGCCCAACAGCACCAUCUCCAGUGCCCCCAAGGACUUCUCCAUCUUUGGGUUUGAUGAAGACCUGCAGCAAGAGGGGACACUUCUUGGCCAGUUCACCUACGACCAGGAUGGGGAGCCCAUUCAGACCUUCUAUUUUCAGGACACUAAAAUGGCCACAUACCAGGUGGUAGAGCUACGGAUCUUGACUAACUGGGGCCAUCCCGAGUAUACCUGCAUCUACCGCUUCCGGGUGCAUGGGGAACCCACCCACUAGGCCUUUUCUGUACUGCAGCCAGCCAGCUGGGAGUCCAGCCUCUCUCAGCACGUGCCCCCUUCUCUGGGAGUGGGAGAGCAGCACCCUGCCACUUCCCCACAUGCUUGACCAGCGCACGGACUUCCAGGAGCAAGAACCCCUGGCCUGAUGGAGCUGAGAACAUAUAGGGCUUUCCUAGCAGCGGGACAGCUCAAGGUGGACAGCAAGCUCCAGUGUCCCUUUUCUUUGUCCUCCUUGUGCCAGGCAUGGGGUGUCUACUUCACCCUCUUGGGAUGGUGUAUAUAUGUAGCAUAUUGUGGGGGAUUGAAAGACAGGGAGAGAGGCAAUGAGUGGACAUGUUCCAGCAAAGGUGGGUGAAACCUGUCUGCCCCUUAAACAGGAUGGGGGCUGGCACCCAGGGAGCUGCUGAUGGUAGGUGUGUGAAUGAAGCAGGUGCCAAAGCCGUGGGUGGGCUAUAAGUGAGGGCCUGGGGCAAGUGAGCUGCCCUCAUCCGCAGGCAGGGAAGUGAGGUCCUCUGGGAGGAAAGUGCUCGUGGUGCAGGUUGGGACUGAGCCCCAGUCAGGAAGCUCCUAGAAGAGCCCAGCUGCCCUGUACAAGAAGUCUAGUGCCAUCAACCUAAGGGAGCUUGACCCAUGGGGUCCCCCAAAGGCCUCGCUACACUGUAUUUGGUCUGGGUCACAGUGGGCAGUUGGGCUUCCCAUGCUCUCGAGGGUCUGACUCCUGUGAGCCUCUGAGGGGCCAGGAGGCCAACCUGUAGGAUUCCCACUCUGCUGGGGCUAGUUGCUUUCUCUCGCUCUCCUGAUGCUGGGACCGGGGCCCACUCUGCUCCCCAUUCCUGCUAGGGCCUACCUGUGCCCCAGAGCAAGCUUGUCACAUUCCCCCAGGGUGAAGGGAGCCUAGACCAGUUUGAGGCCAUAAGCAGCUGGGGUAAGCUUAAAAGGAUGAGGAGCAGGGUACUCCUUAGGCUCUUGCGGUGGUCCAAAGAGUAUGAUGGUAACAUUCAAGGUGUCAUGGUGGGAAGAGGUCUGUCUACUGUGGGCCCCCAUCCUAGUCAGGCCCCUGACUAUAAGGGCCCUGAUCCUCAGCUACCCUCUUGGGACUCUUUCAAGCUCUUGCUCAGAUGGUUUCCUUUCUGGCUCAUUUUCUAUGGGGGGGUGGCAUUCAGGGGUGGUGGGCAGCAGGGAGAUAGGGCUUUUAGACCCAAGCAGGCCUGCUGUAUUAUGUAUAUAUUUUUCAAGGUCUGAUUUUUAACUGAAAAGCUUUGGGCUUGAUUCCUAGCCCCGUUCUGUGGGGCACUGGCUGAUUUCAGUUCUUUGUAACCCAGCUGCCGUGAGGGGCUGCUGUGGAGGCAGGUGCCCCAGGAGCAGGGCUGAGCCCCAGAUGGGCUCGUAGGGGAGGAAGCUGGAAGGAAGAGGAGGCCCAAGGCCACCUCUGGUCCCCUGGCAGCGGCUCCAUCCCAGACAACCAGGUUUCGUUUUGCGCUCUCCUGUCACAAAUGCUGCACUAUUGGUUCUGAAUUUUUUAUCUCCAGAUUCUAAUUUAUGCCUAUGCAAAAAAAAAUAAAUUAUGCCCAGGAUUCA
Messenger RNA from Mirounga angustirostris (Northern elephant seal), 4264 nucleotides. It is a transcript of the gene SUN2, whose product is annotated as Sad1 and UNC84 domain containing 2. NCBI's taxonomy places the organism in Eukaryota, Metazoa, Chordata, Mammalia, Carnivora, Phocidae. The coding region runs from base 276 to 2684 and encodes 802 amino acids. Gene Ontology annotation, molecular function: protein-membrane adaptor activity. The transcript has 19 exons. Gene Ontology annotation, cellular component: nuclear envelope; meiotic nuclear membrane microtubule tethering complex. The record is from RefSeq and is a predicted model, not a curated record.